AUUGAGAAAUACCCAUAGAAUUCUACUCACUUUUUGAGUUUCCAACUGCCUAUAAAUACCUCAUCUAUCUAAUAUUCCCAACCAACAUAAACCAUCAAACAUCAUUUCUCUCUUUUGUUCAAUAUAAUAUAUCAAGAAAAAAACAAAAUGGAGAAGAAACUUAGCCUAGUGCUAUUACUCCCUCUUCUAAUAAUGCUUCUUCUUGUUGGAACCCAUGCAACAAUAAUAAUAGAGUCUCCAGCACCUCAGCCACAACCUCCUAACACUUUACCAAUGAAUGGUACUACUCCUGGUAGUCUCCAUCCUCAAGAUUGUUUACCAAAGUGCACAUAUAGAUGCUCAAAUACACAAUACAGGAAGCCAUGUAUGUUCUUUUGCCAAAAAUGUUGUGCAAAGUGUCUUUGUGUUCCUGCUGGGACUUAUGGGAACAAACAAUUUUGCCCUUGUUACAAUAAUUGGAAGACCAAGAGAGGAGGCCCAAAAUGCCCUUAAAAUCAUAUGCACUGACGGUGAAAAGAAUUUUUAUGUUAUGAGUUUACUUAAUUAAUCUGUUUUAGGAUGAUGUUUGUAUUAUUUUUAAGUUACAAGUUCCACUUAUUAUAGACUAUCUCAUGUAAUUAUGUUUUAAGUGAUUGAAUAGAAUAAAAUUAUUUUCUUUUAUCAUUAUAUAAAA
This is a messenger RNA of Solanum verrucosum, 673 nucleotides long. Its product is annotated as protein GAST1. Lineage: Eukaryota; Viridiplantae; Streptophyta; Magnoliopsida; Solanales; Solanaceae. The record is from RefSeq and is a predicted model, not a curated record. The transcript is spliced from 4 exons. The coding region runs from base 148 to 492 and encodes 114 amino acids.